Messenger RNA from Caenorhabditis remanei, 2721 nucleotides. RefSeq lists its product as uncharacterized. The transcript has 8 exons. The record is from RefSeq and is a predicted model, not a curated record. Gene Ontology annotation, cellular component: membrane. Gene Ontology annotation, biological process: carbohydrate metabolic process; glucosylceramide catabolic process. The coding region runs from base 1 to 2721 and encodes 906 amino acids. Gene Ontology annotation, molecular function: glucosylceramidase activity; beta-glucosidase activity. Lineage: Eukaryota; Metazoa; Nematoda; Chromadorea; Rhabditida; Rhabditidae.
AUGGCUAAAUAUACUGGAGAAGAAGUAGGAGAUGAUUGGAUACCAUCUACAGUAAUGUCUGGCGCCGGAUGGAAAGCUCGAGGCGAUAGAAAACCGAAAGAGAAGAGAGUUCCAUUCAAUAGGCCGACACCUUAUCAGAUUUACGAAGCCCUUCCAUUUGUUCGUCGUUAUUUUAUGUACUGGAUGAAGCAUACAUUCGAUAAAGAAAAAUUAUUUAUUAACACAUUUCAACCGCUGAAACAUAAACCCUAUUAUGGUGUUCCGUGUGGUGGAAUCGGAUGUGGAGCAAUAGGGCGAGAUUUUCGAGGAGGAUUCUGUAAAUUCAGUCUUCGUCCGGGACUAGUGGAACACAAAGUUGACGUUGUCGCGGCUGAUCAAUUCAUAAUUUCUGUUAGAGAAAAUGACACGUGUAUCUAUCAAAAAGUAUUGUCAGCUGCCGAUGUUCACCGCUCUGGUAAUCAGUUGUCUACGUGGGAUUUCACAUUUCCAAAGAAAAAUGUGAAUUACCGUGGACUAUUCCCAAGAUCAUGGACUACAUUCAGAAUUCCGGAGCUAGGAAUUACUGUCACUAUUCGACAGGUCUCUCCAGUGUUACCACAUAAUUAUGAAGACACAACGUAUCCAGUGUGCCUAUUUGUAAUAGAUGUCGAAAAUACAACAACUUCGAAAGAAUAUGAAGUUUCUAUUGCUUUCACCUUCCGAAAUGGAACAGGAAAUCGACGAUGGGAACGAGAAUCCGAGUGUUCUGCUGUGAAGUUCGAGACUCCUGGACCAUCUGAUAGUGAAAGUAACCCCGGACUAGAAAAAGUCACUGGCAUCAGUCUGUAUCAUACUAUUUCCUCGAUGCCAUGCACCUAUGGUCUGGCUACAACUCAUAAAAAUGACAGUAUCUUGUCAGUUUGUGAGAGAUUCGAUCCUGCUAGAAAUGGUGCUGCAUUCUGGAAUCAUUUACAACAAACUGGAGAUGUGCCGAGUUGUGAAGAAGAAUGCGCAGUGAAUGCUCGUGAAAUGGCUGUAGCCGUUUGUAAUCGAUUCCGUCUAUCACCAGGAACCAAGAAAACACAUGAUUACGCUUUGAGUUGGGACAUGCCAAAGGUGCAUUUCGGAUCAGUGGCUCGUAGUUAUCAUAGAAGAUAUACACGCUUCUUCGAGGCUGCUGAAGCUGGAAGUGCCGCUGAUUCUCUCUGUGUUCGUGCUCUUCACUUGAGAAAUAAGUGGGAAGAAGAGAUUGAGAAAUGGCAAUCGCCGAUUCUUAAUCAUGAGAAGUUGCCAGAUUGGUAUAAGUCUGCAAUUUUUAAUGAACUGUAUUUUAUCACUGAUGGUGGUACUGUAUGGUUUGAAUUCGAUGAGCAAUGGGCGGAGCAUGAGAUGCAUUUAAGUGAAUAUACGAAAGAGAAAAUGAAGAGUAUUGGAAGAUUCGGAUACCUAGAAUCAUGGGAAUAUCGGAUGGUAAAUACCUAUGACGUACACUUCUAUGCUUCAUAUGCUCUAGCCGAGUUGUGGCCACAGUUGGAAUUAACGGUCCAAUCCGAAUUCACUGACCAAGUCUACCAUUCAAUCGAAAAACCAACUCGUUUCCAUAUGGAAGGUGACUGGGCCAACGUGAAAACGGCCAGUCGUGUGCCUCAUGACCUCGGAAAUCCAGCUGACGAGCCAUGGAUUGCAACUAAUGCUUAUGUAAUGCACGAUACUGGAAAAUGGAAAGAUCUCAAUAUGAAAUACGUACUGACUUCCUGGCGUGAUUACGUCGUGCUAUCAGAAGAACACCAAGAAUUUCUAUUCCAUACCUGGCCAGCUGUCAAAAUGAUAAUGCUGGAGGCGCUAGAGAAUUGGGAUCAAAACGGAGAUGGAAUGAUUGAAAACUUUGGAAAAGCAGAUCAGACUUAUGACGCGUGGCAAAUGGAAGGAGUUAGUGCUUAUUGUGGAUCAUUAUGGUUGGCUUCGUUGAGGGUUUCUAUAGAAAUGGCCCGCCUGAUGGGAGAAGAAGCGACUGAGAAUCUAUUCCGUGUUACACUAAACAAGGCUAAGAAAGUGUUCAUUGAUACUCUAUGGACAGGAACAUAUUUCCGUUUUUGUGAGAGAUCUCGUAGUCGUGAGACAGUAAUGGCUGAUCAACUAUGUGGUUAUUGGUUCCUUCAAUCAGUUUCCCCUGAAAUGGUCGAUGAUUUAUUGCCAAAUCAUAUGGUCCGUUCGGCACUUGACACAAUCUAUCGUCUCAAUGUGUGUCGUUUUGGUAAUGGACAAAUGGGAGCUGUGAAUGGAAUGAAGCCGAAUGGAGUUGUGGAUAGAGAAUAUAUUCAAGCGGAUGAAAUGUGGACGGGUGUCACUUAUGCAGUUGCGUCACUUUUAAUUCAACAAGGAGAGGUGGAGAAGGCAUUCCAUACGGCAUCAGGAAGUUAUCUGACGUGUUUCGAACAAACCGGGUUACAAUAUCAGACGCCUGAGGCACUUUAUGAAUCCAAGUUCUACAGAGCAAUUGGAUACAUGAGGCCGCUGUCGAUCUGGGCGAUGCAGUGGUCACUGAAAAAACAUUGUGGAUUGAAUACGAGUCAAGAACGAUUGCCAAAGCUUCCGACGACAUCAACGUCAUCGAUUCAGGAGAAGGAAGAAGACGCUAUGAAACGAAUGACUGUAGAGACGUCAGCUAGUGAAGAUAGUUCGAGUCUAGGAUAUGUUAGCGAUUAUCGAGAAGAAUCGAAAAUCUCGACAAGAAUUCGAUAA